CUGCCUGUGCAGCGGUUAAGCAUGGCGGCUGUGUUGUGGCGGCUCUCGUUAUGUGGUUGUUGCUUUCCGUAGUGUAGUUGAAUGAACUCGAAGGUGUUAGUGUUAUCUCUCCGAGUGCCUUCACAGCCAUCAUGUACCUCAGACGAAUGUUCUUCGUUUGGGUGAUUGUUGUGAUUUGUGCCAAAUAGAGAUGAACGAGUGCACUGCUUCAUCUCUGGAAGCGCGCAACUGUGGUGAAAUAUUUGUGGGUCUUGGUAGUGCACAGCGACGCCUUCGAGAUAAUGGCAGCGCAGUUUAGCCGAAGCAUACUUAAGGUAUCUGUUGCCCAAAUCUGUCAAAACGUUGGGUGGCAUGCGGUGCAUCAGUCGACGCUCGAGUUGCUUGUUGAUAUCCUACAUCGUUAUAUGGUCGAGGUUGCGAAGUCUGCUCAAGCCUACUCCAAUCAUUAUGGCAGCACAGAGCCGAACCUGGAUGACCUCUCAAUGGCAUUUGGGGACCUUGGGAUUCUGGUGAGCGAGCUCGAAGAGUACGUGAGCAACGUGGAGCCUGUACAGUUUGUGGAAAGUCGUCUGCCUCACUACCCUGUGUCUCGGAGUUCCACCAGCAACAGUGGAAACAAGCUUCACCAUUGGGUGCACGAAUUUCCUACUCAUUCCACUGACCUAGAAGAAGAAGAAGAAUUGGCUAUGUCACCUGGUGCUCCUGAUGGAGGUGGCCCUUCUCCUCGGAAAGAAGGAGCUGCUGGUGCCACCAAUAGUGCAGGAGAGGAAAUGAUUGGAUCUCCUGAUGCCAGCCCUCAACCAAGCAAGAGGGCCUCUGAUGGGGGUGAAACCCCGACACCCAAGCGCUUCCGGCUCUGUGUUGAAGAAGAAGGUCAGCCGAUGCGUGAAGUGACAAGCGUGUUCAUGACACCCUCCGGACUCAUUUCUCCAGCUAGAGAAGGGAAGCUACCAGAGGCUACGAUGCCCUCGAAGCUGAUAGCGGUUGACGAAGUGGCCUCUGAUUCUUUGGACUCCACUGACUUCCCAUGCAAGGAAAUUAAACUGAAAGAUGCCAAAAAAGCACUCAAAAAGGAGUCAAAAAAAGUAAAGCCUUCGAAAAAAGACAAGGAAAACUCUGACCUCAAGAAGGCACUUUUCUUACCAGUGGGGAAAGGUACACACUCUAUCUUCAAACUAAAAAAGAAACUGAACAAAAAGGCCAAAUUCCAGAAAGACCUUAUUGCCCCUAAACUUAAAAUCAAGGAAGCUAAAUCGAAAAGUAAAGGAAGCAAAGUGAAAGAAGAGAAGAAAGAAGGAAAGAGUAAGGAAGGAAAAAGUAAAGAAGGCAAAGUGAAGGUGAAGAGCAAGUCAAAGAAGAACAAAGGCGAUGCUGCACUACCUGGGACAAGCAGUGCUGUGACUCCUGGACAUUCUCCAAAAUUGUCCAAGGGAAAGUCGCCCAUGAAAGCAAAGAGCCCGGCAAGAUCAAAAAGCCCAAAGGGGGAGAAAAAAAAAACAGUUGCAGCGGCCCCUGUUGUCCCUCCACCUGCGGCACCUCCUUUGUCCCCACCUGUGCCGCCUUUUACAAUUUCCAAUAUGACCCCACUGCAAGUUAUGGCUUGUAAAGCUGAAGAAGAACGUAUUCGCCUGAAUGCUGCCACUGCUGCUACUCAGCAAGUUCCUCCACCACCGGAACCCAUUAUGAAAGACGAACCUUACGAGAUUCCAUCACGUGAGGAAUCACCCGAGCCUCGUCUGAUCAUUGACGAUUCACCAGAGAUGAUUAGCAGGCAAGAAAGGGAAAGUCGUCUUGCUGAUAUAGAACAGUGCAUAGAUGCGGUCAUUCAGAAGGCGAGAGAAGAGAUGAUAGAGGAUGAGAAGAGGGAGAGUGCUGCUGAAGCAUUGCUUGUCCAUGGUGCCAUGAUGCCACGGAAGUUGGAACCUCGGGAUGUGUAUGACUUCACCGAUUCAGACUCGGACUCGUCAAUGCCACCAACACCAAAAACCCCUGACCUUGCAGGCUCUCCAAACCCCAAGAAAGAAGCGAAAACACCCCCUGAGGUAGUUGUCAGUGAACAUAAAAAGAAGGAAGGAGGAAAGUCGAAAAAGAGGUCCGGCAGCAAAGCAAAAUCUGGCACGCCGUCACCCAAGAAGGGCUUGCCAAAGACUCCUGAGCUACGAGGCUCCCCGUUAGUUGCACUGUCGCAGCGUGCUGAAAGUCCCGAACGGGGUCCAAGCUUCUCAGGAGUGUUCCCCUUCUCUCAACACGGAGGUCUCUUCUCACCAAGGUUCCCGGGAAGUGGUGUGAUGGGCUCUCCUCUUGGACCUCAGCAGCAAGGUGGUUUCCUUCCAACAUUUCCUUUCUCCCACAUGGGAAGGUGUGGAACAGCAUUUCCGACACCUCCUCUGUUUGUACCUCCGACUUCGAGAGGUCCUUCCAACGACGUUACGUCUCCUGGCUCUUCUCCGCCGAUGAAUCUGUCAAGCAGUGCAUUCCCCACCGUUAAAACAGUUGCAGAGAAGAAGGGUGUUCCUUCUUUAUCUCCAGUUCCACCAAAGUUGAGCAAAGAGCCAGCAGUUGCCCCAAAAAGUCAUGGAGACACAGAAAAGAGCAAAGUAGUUGAACAGAAGGAAAAAAUAUCACCACCGAAGAAGAAGGCGAAAGAAGGUAAAAGCAAUAAGAAAAGCAAGACUAAAACUGGCAAAGAGAAGAAAAGCAAAGAGGAAAAGAAAGAUGACAGCAUACCCAAGAUCACAGUCAAACUAGCAUCGAAGCCGAGUGCUACCAAACUAUUGCUGAAAGCCAUGACUCAAGUUAAGGAACCAUCCCAGCCCCCUGAAGAAAGCCCCUCACGCAGAAGUCCAUCACCUCCAUUGCUUACUCCCUCUGUGCCCCCUCCAUCGGUACCUCCAGCCCCUCCUGUGAGUGUAGCUAAUUCGGGGAAAAGUGGAUCCAAAGGGGGAGCAAAGGCCCCCUCCAGCAGUAGCUCUGCUUCUACGUCCAAAGCAACAGUGCCCAAGCAGGGUCCUACCCCACAGCCAACAGAGCAGCCAGAGCCUCCCUCUUCACUUCCUGCGGCUAGGAUGGUCGUCACGGAAACUGUUGGCACGAUUGUGGAUGAACGCGGCAACAAGAUCUGGAUCUGCCCUGCUUGUGCGCGUCCAGAUGAUGGUAGCCCAAUGAUUGGCUGUGAUGAGUGUGACGAUUGGUACCACUGGGUGUGCGUCGGUAUAGUGGUGCCACCGAAGGAAGAGGAGAGUUGGUUUUGCAACCGCUGCAUUGCAAGGAGACAGGGAGCACUUGCCAAGAAGAAGAAAAAGAAGCACCGUAAAGACAAGUGAUGAGAAUUGCUCACUGCAGUAAUCAUUUUGAGCAGCUUCCCUGAGGGAAAGAGCUUUACCAAGAGACUAUGUCACUGCAAAGAGGUAACACACCUGGCCCCACAUGUGGCAUGCUCAGAAGCAUACUCAUGCAAAUUGCCCUCUUCUGAGGAAGGUGGACACUUCUCAUCGGCUUUGCUUGUCUUAAGUUUCAUGGUUUUCAGUUGUAAUGACACACCAUAUCAAAAUGUCUCCUCCCAUGCAGAAUUGUGUGCUAUCCCCAGUGUGCCUUGCACAUCUCACCUGUGCGUCCGUGCAAAGGGCCAUGAGUCUUUAAUAGACUCUUGUGUUUUCGGGUUUUAUGAUUUUUGAAAAUUGGGGGGGGGGCAAUAAAUGGGUUUCAUUUCAGCGGCUGUAAAGUGGGGUAAAGUCAGGCAAUAUCGGGUGGAAAAGUAAAAAAAAAAGGACAGCGUCUCUCACAUUUCAGGUGACAUCAAGAUGCCAAGCAGCUGUGCUUAGCGUUCUCCAGUGCCCAUUUUGGUGUCUGAAUUUGCACUUCAGCAAGUUUGUCUUCGGGUUGAAGUCACGAUGAUGCAAAUUGGUGGGUAAAAACAGACUUAACUGACUUAACCCUAAAACACAAAGCUCUAGUGUUUAACCUUCAUGAAACUAUUGUUAUAGGCUGUGUCUGUACUAUAGAGUAGAGCAUUCUUCUGUGCGCUGCUUGUCCGACUGGCCUUACAGGUAUGGUUACACACUGAAUGACAUGUUAUUGAUAAAAGUUGUAAAUAUGGGGGCAACAUGGGGUAAUAUUAUACAUAUGUGGCUGUCUCAUUGCUAUACAUUGGGUAUCUAAUGCUGUUCUCACGAAGUACAUAAAAUUAUGUACUAUACAUAGGGCCGUGUGCUUUCGUUUUUUUUUUUUUUUGUUCUUGAAAUUUGGGGGGGGGGGUAAAAAUUGGGUUUUAUUUCUUGAGCCAUAAAACAGAAACAGGCUAAAAUUGGGUGAUUUCGGGUGGAAAAGUAGAUUUUGGGGUGGGAAAUAAAAAAAAGGCUUCUCGCAUUUUAGAUUAACACGAGAUACGGAACAGCUGUACUGAGUGUCCAAUGCUUAGUAUUCCGCACUGCCCAUGUCUGUGGCUGAAAUGGUACUUUUCAGAGUUCAUUUUCGGGUUUUGCCCUAACCGAUGAUAAUUAGAGCUGUGCAAAUAUUCAAAAUUUCGAAUAUGAAACGAAUAUCUAAUGCUAUUCGAAUGCUAUUCGCAACCUAUUUUCAGUAUUUGAAAUUUUCGAAUAUUUUACUAUUAAUAGUUAAUAAUAAUAAUUACUAAAUUUUAAUUGUAUUGAAGCGGGUAUUGCUAGUGCCAUUCUGCAAGUUGGCUUCGCCUCAUUACACCCAAGAGUUAGGUGAAGCACGCUUUACAUUACCACCAUUGUCCUUUUGGUGUGCAGCUGCAUUCUGCAAGUCGGCUUGACCUUAUUACACUUGAGCGUUAAGUGAGCCCCGAUUUACACUGUUUACAAUUUUCUGUCACUAUAGUCUACAAAUACUAAGAGGUCCUGGUCAACACUGUACUCUGGACAUUGCAUGUUCCAGUAGAUGUACUCCCAACUUCCAGAGUUAUGUUCAGUAACAGAUGGAAAUAUGUGCAGUUUCUAAUAAAAGUACAGGGAAUUCACAAGCUAGACAUAGAAAUGAGGAGAUGCACACAAAGCAGGCUGCAUGGAAGAUGUUGAGUAACUCUCAGUGCAGUUGAUCCCACUAAUGCAGUCUGCCAUACAUAACACAGAGGGACCCUUCUCUCACGAUAUAUUAUGCUGGGUGAAAAGGCUCACAUGUUUGGAGCAGAACAUCACAAAAUAUUUCACCAUGAGCUAUUCGAAAUUAUUUGAAUUGGGACUUUUCUGAUUAUUUCAAUUCGAUGCACCAUCUUAAGAAAUUAUUCUGAUUGGAUUCGCAGUGUAAGCAAAAUAUUUGUAAACUAUUCGGAUUGGAAAUUUUGCUAUUUGCCCAGCUCUAAUCAUAAUGCAAAUCGGGGGGUAAAAACUGGUUUUACCAGGUUUUUACCGGGUUUUCCCCGAAAACACAGGGCCCUAUGUAUACACAGUGUCACAUACGUGAGGAGCCUAAAGCAGCAAAGCAUUAAUGGAAAAGAUUGAGAGGAAAAUGUGAAUGAAACAUUGUAGACACGAGCCUGACAAUGCCAUAGAUAUUGUUGCAUGUAUUAAUGUAUUUCAAAGUGGAGCAGUGUGUGUACUCUGCAUUUGCAUUGGGUAUUGUAAUAGAAUCCCGCAGACAUUUUGCUGCAAAAUGUGAACGUAGUUGGCUACUCAGAACCGGUUCAUUACAGUGAAAGCUCCAGUUCUGGGGCUGCUAUAAACUGGGAAUGAUGUUGUGGUGAUGCGUGGCUUGUGCACAUCGCUGUCUGUUGAUUGCUCAUAGUCAUAUGGAGUGAAUUGUGCAACAUAGUAUGGUGAUUGCACUGCGGGGGGCUUGCGCUGUUUUAUACGUGGCAUCUCACUAAAUCAACAACGAGAACUGGGAAGAUUGCCUGCUUGAGGAGGCUUGAUGAGGUGCAGAUGAUACUUUCUUUGGGUUCAAUCCAAAAUGCACUCUGUGAGGUUGCAGCCACCCUAUUGUCAUCUGAUCAUCCAAUAUUUGAUGUUUAUCCAUCUGAAAGGCUUACAUACAUUUGAGGGUAUUUACUAGUUAUGUCAUUGUAUGUCAACAUGUGCAAGCUCAACUUUCUGUACAUAUUGUAAAAAGCUAAAUUGUCCUUCAUUGUUAUACCAUAGUACUGUGCUUAAUCAUAUAUAAUGUACUUAAUAUUUGAAAGUUGGGUUCCUUCCAAUGAUUUCAUUUUAUAAGGACAAGUAAAAAUCACAUUGUAAAUACAUUAUGUGUGAUUUUUGCUUUGGCCUUUCCUUCGAAACAUAUUUAAUGACUCGCAUGCCGCGUCACUCAAUGUUUUGUGACACUACAUAAUCUGUAUGUCAAAUACUGUACAAUGAAAUGCUGAUCAUUUGAAACUGUGCUGUUUCAUUGAAAGGUAAAACUGUGAAAGGUAAAAAUAUGUAUACCAGAUACUGUAUAGUGAAACCUUGUUCAUUUGAGGCUGUGCUGAUGCAGUGAAAGGUAAAACUUCAUCAGUCUUAAAGAAUGUUAUUGGCACCUGCAGGGUGUUUAUGAAAGGGAACAUGAUGAUGUUGUGUACAGUGUCACUUCUGAAAGGUAAGCACCACUGCUUAUCUCACGUUUUCAGAGGCUUACCUUCCUAAUUAAUGCAUUUCCCUAUCCUGACAUGACAUUAUCAUAAUGAGGGUUGAGCAUAAGGGCAAUAAACACAUAGCUCCAUACCAGGUGCACAUCACGAAGCAUUACUUCCAUUUUUGUAUACAAUGAGGAACCUCUGUGCUGCUGCCUGCUAAAGCAAACUGAUAUCUGUUUGAGAAUUUGGUUCAGCAAGCAUAAACUGUUCAUAUAUUUUUUCAGUUGUCAUCAAACAUAUGCGUUACAAAAGAGUCCCCUAACAAUUCCUGUCUUGCUGGUGGUAUUGUAUCAUAAAAAUAUUUGUUACCUCAACUCCAGCUCAACUUUGAGCUCCACCAGGUGCAUGCAAAACAUGACAGACAACAACAGACAAACAAACAACGGUGAAAGAUGUCACAGUGUUGAAGAUGGUAUUCUUAAAGGAUUCACCAUGCAAUGAUUGCAAGAGAAAAGUAUACAGGAAUCGUUACACAGUCUGGUCAAAGCCACGUCUAGAUUUCAACAGGAUAAAAAAACACAGUAGUGGUAGCGGAGCUGUGUUGCACAUCACAUUGUGCUACACUGGGUGAAUGGUGUGAUAACCUGCUCAUAAGUGCUUGUGUACUGCAGCUGCAGUUCGUUUUUUUUUUUUUUUUUAAUAUCAUAAACAUAUCCCCCCCCCCCCCCCCCCCAAAUGAGGCAGGUGGGUAUUGAGAAUUAUUGCUGAUGAAGAAUGCAGAAGGCGUCUUAAGCACCGAGCAAGGUAGAAAAGAUGUAUUUAAAUUCUGGCAAUUUGGUGUUAAGCUGUCUUGAACUAUAAUUAUCAGAAGUUGCAGAGUAUAGUGAUCUGAAAACAGGACAUUAAAUUAAUUGUGUCAAUACAGGGCACUUCACCUAAUGUGUCACAAAAAUGUACUAUUUAAAAAUCUACUUGUCUGAAAAUUAUAGGGCCAAUAGUGUUUGUGUUCAAUGCAUUUUUAGUGUGACAUACAAGCACUUUGAUUAAUUUUCCAUCGGAGGAAAUUGAUUUUUCUGAAUUGAACUCUGAAAUUUGCCAACCCAAUGCAGAUGUCUCUUUUCUUGCCAUGAAUGAAAAGCACAUGUUGGUUUUGGUCCACUCCAUCACAAAAUGCAUUCCUUACUACAAUGGCAAUAUUUGGAAAAAUACUGUGACGCACACGCACAAACCCAGACGCACAAAUUGUAGACUAAAUUCAGUACAUCGUCAAAUUAAUGCAAGGAGUAGAAGAAAACGGUGACCCUCCACUUCAGUUUCCUUUUUCCUGCUUCUGCUGACAACAGCAGCAGGGUCCAAGUGCCACAGUCGUCUGAAACAACACUGAGGAGAAAACAGGAAUAGGUGGGAACCACCAUUUUUUUCUUUUUCUCGCUGGUUGUUGCAUUAACUUGGCGGAGAACUGAGCAUGGCCAACAAUUUGCACCUCUCGAAACAAAGCUUUUUACAACUUUUUCCCAGCUGUUACCAUUCUAGUUGAGAAUGUAUUCUGUGUCGGAAUGGAGUACGUCCGACAUACACUUUCAGCUUCUGGCAAAAACAUGAUAAUAGCUUGGCAAAUCUCCGAGUUCCAUUCAGAAAAUUCUAUUUCUUGUGACCGAAAAUUGAUCAAAGUGCUUGUAUGUCACGGCAAAAGUUUGAAGGUAAACAAAGUUGAUCCCAUAAUUCUCAGACAAGUAGAUUUUUUAAUACAGUUUUUGACACGUUAGGGGAAUAACCUUGCACAAGCACUUCAAACAGAUUUCUGCAGUCAAACUCAGAAUUACGUUGCAUAUGCAAUUAUCAGAAUCAUAUGCAAACAGAAUUGAUGCAGUUCAUGCGUUUCUUCUACUGCACUGACCUCUGUGGAGUGCUCAGUUGAUUAUGCCACACUGGAACCUGAAGGACAGUAAAAGGUUCAGCUAUGAAGUCCACUAUGUAACAGUAGUGCGCUCCCUUACUGCUUGCUGUAAUUUGAAACAUAAGCCUAGUUUUCAUUAGUUCACUUUUAUGGAGGCCUUUCUGUACAGUGUUGUAAACAUGCAUUUAUUUGGCUUUUCAUGUUCAUGUUCAUGGUGUUGGUGACUGUUGGACAACAGCAGGUUAAUAUAAUGUUAAUAUAAUGUAUGUAAUGCAUAUAAUGUACUGUAUCAUAUGCAAACAUCAUAGAGCACAAAGAAAAAAUGAUUGGAAUGAACUCAUUUUAAUUUGGCUUCUUUGUCAUUGUCAUAGUCACUGGCUAUAAUUGGAUACCACAAAAACAUAUUCGCAUGCCUUCAAAUGGUCGCCCCUCAGCAAGGGCAGUACCUGUUGUAGUGUUCAUAGUAAAAUGUACUGUAAGGUUGUGCUUAGCAUGCUCUAAAUUCCCCAAAUAAAAUAACUCAUAUCCAGGUUGUCUGGAGA
This is a messenger RNA of Ornithodoros turicata, 8950 nucleotides long. Its product is annotated as transcription initiation factor TFIID subunit 3-like. The coding region runs from base 282 to 3323 and encodes 1013 amino acids. The transcript is spliced from 9 exons. Gene Ontology annotation, molecular function: transcription factor binding; protein heterodimerization activity; p53 binding. Lineage: Eukaryota; Metazoa; Arthropoda; Arachnida; Ixodida; Argasidae. Gene Ontology annotation, biological process: positive regulation of transcription by RNA polymerase II. The record is from RefSeq and is a predicted model, not a curated record. Gene Ontology annotation, cellular component: transcription factor TFIID complex.